UGUUUUUUGAAUGGAUUAGGGUGGGAGGGGGAGGAGGAGGAGAAAGAGAGAGAGAGAGAAGUAGAGAACGCGGAAGGAUUCGCCGCGCUGUGGUGAACAGUGGUGAACGAUCGCCGCAAACAGCAAAUCGCCGGGACUUGGCAGCCCAAGUCGCGCUCUUUGCCGCUCCGGAUGAUCGAUAGCGCGGAGGAUGCACGCGGGUACGCGGUUAUUAUUCUCGACGCCCGGCCAAGAAUGAAGAAAUAAGUCGGGCCGGAACAAAAUUUAACCUGUUUGCCAAAUCGUAACCUCGCUCGCGUCGAAAGGUAAAAGAUCAGUUGGAAAGGCACGCUUGAAAGAUGAAGAUAUAAAUCGAUGCCAACGGCGAGAAUUUUGUUAUUCCGUUUCGCACGAGAGUCGAAUCCGGACAUUUAAAUAUGCCACACCAAUUUGGACUGCCAACGAUGGCACAUGGUAUGCAAUCUCCGCCCUCGCCGACCUCGGUCAUGUCCGUUUAUCCUCGAUUCGGCUCCGGCAUCUACAGGGCCGAUCACCAGGAGCAGCGACUUACCCGCGAGGCGAUGGAACGUUAUCUGCGCGAUCGUAGCGACAUGGUGAUUGUAAUCCUACAUGCCAAGGUUGCGCAAAAAUCAUAUGGCAAUGAGAAACGUUUCUUCUGCCCACCACCCUGUAUCUAUCUGUUCGGCGAUGGUUGGAGGAUGCGCCAGGAACAAAUGUUGCGCGAAGGCGAGAGCGAGCAGAGCGCUCAGCUAUGCGCUUUCAUCGGCAUUGGUAAUUCCGAUCAGGACAUGCAACAACUGGAUUUGAACAACGGGAAACAGUACUGCGCGGCAAAGACCCUUUACAUCUCUGAUUCGGACAAGCGCAAGCACUUUAUGCUCUCUGUCAAAAUGUUUUAUGGCAGUGGCCACGACAUAGGCGUGUUUCACAGCAAGCGUAUCAAGGUCAUCUCGAAGCCGUCCAAGAAGAAACAGUCUCUGAAGAACGCGGAUCUGUGCAUUGCCAGUGGCACCAAGGUCGCGCUCUUCAAUCGACUGCGAUCGCAGACGGUCAGUACGCGCUAUCUUCACGUGGAGAAUGGCAAUUUUCACGCGAGUUCGACGCAAUGGGGUGCGUUUACCAUCCAUCUCUUGGACGAUAACGAGAGCGAGUCGGAGGAGUUUCAAGUGCGCGACGGUUACGUGCACUACGGCAGCACCGUGAAACUGGUAUGCUCGGUCACAGGAAUGGCUCUGCCGCGGUUGGUGAUUCGCAAGGUAGACAAACAAAUGGCCAGUCUCGAGGCCGACGAUCCUGUAUCGCAGUUGCACAAGUGUGCCUUUUAUAUGAAGGACACGGAUCAUAUGUAUCUGUGCCUGUCGCAGGAGCGUAUAAUACAAUUUCAGGCUACGCCUUGCCCAAAGGAAGCGAACAAGGAGAUGAUCAACGACGGCGCUUGCUGGACCAUCAUCAGCACCGACAAGGCAGAAUACCAAUUCUUUGAGGGUAUGGGGCCGGUACGAUCACCGGUGACGCCGGUACCACUCGUCCACAGCCUGCAUCUCAACGGCGGCGGCGACGUGGCGAUGCUCGAGCUUACGGGCGACAAUUUCACCCCAAACCUCCAAGUCUGGUUCGGCGACGUCGAGGCCGAGACUAUGUACAGAUGUCAAGAGAGCAUGCUCUGCGUCGUGCCGGAUAUCUCCCUGUUCCGUGGCGAGUGGCUCUGGGUACGUCAGCCGACGCAAGUGCCGGUUUCUCUCGUACGCAAUGAUGGCAUCAUUUACGCGACCGGUCUAACUUUUACGUAUACGCCCGAGCCAGGGCCGCGUCCGCAUUGUCCGCCCGCCGACGAGAUUAUGCGAGCGCCACGUGCCAUGCACAAUCAAGCCAGUAUACCACCUGCCGCGAUGCCCGCCGACGUGCCCUGGAACACUCACGGCCAGCCACCGCAAUCGGGUCUCUGAUGUAUCCUAGAUGAUCGUCAUAAUGCCAACCAAAGUUUACGAUAUACUAAUGAUACGGACGGUGUAACGCCAACCGUCGUGUCUCACAACGACUACGGUCGCGAUGACGACGACGACGACGACGAUCACGACGACAAUCACGACGACGACGACGACGACGACGACGACGACGACACAAAUGAGAGCGGCGAUGAUGAUUGCGCGUAUCUGGCGAAAGAUUUAUUUCUCGAAAUCAAUGGUGAUGCGGCGCGAUGCGGUACAAACUUGGACAAUACGAAAACGUAGCGUAUCGCUCAGUGCAUCCGACGUGAUGCGACGACGAUGUGGCGCGUCGAAUUUUGCACGCGCUAGAGGUCGUGGAAUCUAGACUUGCAAGUUGUUGAGAUACAGAUUUACAGAGAUAAUAAUUUAUCAUAGCAAUCCUAUAGGUUUAACGGCUUAGGCUAGUGUGUAUAGACCGAGUCGCGAGUAUACGAUGACGGAUGAUAGAAUUUUUAGGAAAAGCAAACGAAAUUAUAAUAUUUGAUUUACAUGGUAAAAGUUUUAAUCGUUUCUAUGCUGUCUCCAAGGGAAACAUUUUCCUUGUAAUUUCAUCUUCGUCUCAUCUAGCGCUUUAAGAAAGAUACAAAACUAUCAAACGAUUAAUAACGUUAAUAACGAGUGAUAGAGGUAACACAGUCUUGGUCUAUACAUCCGCAUAUCGGUCACCGAACGAUGGUUGUGCUUUUAACAUUGUAUUUGUUAUGAAAGAAGCUGCUGCUACGCUUGGAAUUCGGUAUAAUGGAUCUCGAAGUUAUAACUGGGCGUUUGCUACAUUGUUACCGAUCGUAUCAUAAAUUCUAAUUUUUUUAAGUACGUUUUAUUUUAUCGACAGAAUAUCAUUUCGUAAUAAAAAAAAGAAAAAAAGAUAGAUUUACAAGACCGAUCGAGAACUCGUAUCGAAAUCCGAGCGUUGCUUCGCGUGAAUGGUCUAUCCUGUACAAAGUUAGAUAGGGACAAGGUACGUGAUGUAUUUUUGAACCCGCGCACGACGGCCUCGACAUUUGGUACAUUUGUAAAUUCAUAUGCGCGCCAUGUCCAUAGUUUCUUCAUUAUUUAUUAGGAGAUGCAUGAUAAAUGCAUACUUUCAUUGAGCGAAAACGUGUGUGAAUCGGCGCUGAUUGUGAAAACGAUCAAAGAUUGAUAGAGUCAGUAGAUAGUGUAUGUGUGUGUGUGUGUGUGUGUGUGUGUGUGUGUGUGUGUGUGUGUGUGUGUGUGUGUGUGUGUGUGUGUGUGUACGCGCGCGUAUUACAUGUAUAUAGUAUCUCAAUGUACGUACAGCACUUAUUGUGAUUACAAUUAUGUGAAUCCCGGUGUAACAAUUGCGUUAGAUGUUUUAGAGAUGCUCGCGUAAAACUAAUUUUUGAUUAUCCAACUUUCAUAAAUAAAAUAAAAUGUAGACAAAACAAAACAAAUUCCUCUAGCAUUAGAUAUAUGGUAUUGCACAUAUUUUUACGUAUUUUUCUUUAUAAAAAAAAUGUGGAUAUCGGAAAUCGCAAACGAGUGGAUGGGUCUUUAAAUUACGUUGUGCACGAAGGGUGGGUUCGGGGCACUAUCAGAACUAUUGCAUUAUUAUACUUGUCUCACGUCUAAUGAACGAUAAAGUUAGAAUGACACAAUAGUGAUGACAGCGUGUUUCCCGAACGCUUAUACCCGAAGACUUGUAUUCAUAUAAAUAUUUGAAGUUUUUUUUUUAGAUAGAUCGAGCAUCUUCUGUAUCAUAAUUUGGAGCAUUUUUUAAGGAUUUUUCGUGAAAAAAAUGUUUUAAAGAUUACAUUUAUGUGCUUUAUUGUAAUUAUAUCGAUAAGUACAAUGAAGACGCAUAGUUUUAUGCUCCUACACAUUUAGAAUAAACAGAAAGUUUAUAUUACAUGGUUAUUAAGUUCCUGAUUUAAUCCCCGAUUCCAAAACUAAUGUUGAGACUUCUUUGCGAGCGUCAUAUACAGAUGAACAUAUGUAUUAUCGAUAGUCGCGUGAAUCUUUUUUACUCACAGAUCCUUUGAAUUUCGAAUUAAUUCAGUUUUGUUUGAAAUUUAAUACUUUUCAUUUAAUAAAUAUUGAAAAAUCUUAGUAAAUAGAUAUAUGAGUGAUUAAAAAAAUUCCUUCCAAGCAAACGCGACGCUUUAAAUCAUUAAUGUGUAUGUACAUACUCGGAUCCUUUACCUUCUUUUUUUACGAAAGAUAAUCGAAACACUGUCAUCUUCGAGAGGAAAUGAGAUAGUAUCGCCUUGGGAAUGUCUUCCCGAAGAGAUCUGUGUUGGAAAGGGGGAACGCUGGUAUAUAUACAUUCCAUGGGAAUUUACCCACGAUUAACGCUUGUACUUUGAGCGUGGAAAGUAUGGUCGUCUUUAUUCACAAUUAUAAAAACGAAUUAAUAGUAAUUACACUUUUGCGCGAAGCGUUCAUUUCGAAAUUAUACUCUGUAGAGGUAGCAAGGCAAAUUUGGAGAAACUUUUUGUUAUACGGAUACAUUGCGUUAUUUUGCACCGUACACUGAAAAAAUUUUGUUCAUUUUUGAUCCAA
This is a messenger RNA of Mycetomoellerius zeteki, 4508 nucleotides long. It is a transcript of the gene Su(H), whose product is annotated as recombining binding protein suppressor of hairless. The record is from RefSeq and is a predicted model, not a curated record. Gene Ontology annotation, biological process: regulation of transcription by RNA polymerase II. Gene Ontology annotation, molecular function: DNA-binding transcription activator activity, RNA polymerase II-specific; RNA polymerase II cis-regulatory region sequence-specific DNA binding. NCBI's taxonomy places the organism in Eukaryota, Metazoa, Arthropoda, Insecta, Hymenoptera, Formicidae. Gene Ontology annotation, cellular component: nucleus. The transcript is spliced from 2 exons. Bases 417 to 1946 code for a protein of 509 amino acids.